Exophiala dermatitidis NIH/UT8656 is the source of this 2385-nucleotide messenger RNA. Its product is annotated as ubiquitin thiolesterase. Gene Ontology annotation, biological process: protein deubiquitination. Lineage: Eukaryota; Fungi; Ascomycota; Eurotiomycetes; Chaetothyriales; Herpotrichiellaceae. Gene Ontology annotation, molecular function: zinc ion binding; cysteine-type deubiquitinase activity; protein binding. Bases 1 to 2385 code for a protein of 794 amino acids. The transcript has a single exon. The record is from RefSeq and is a predicted model, not a curated record.
AUGCAGUGCCCUCAUGCUCAUUCAGACGACCUGAGACCUCCACGAGCCAACCAGAGCGUAUACCGAGAGGACUGCACGCAGUGUUUCGACUCCAUAGACGACGAGGCGGGGUUAGACGUCUGCCUACACUGCUUUAACGGCGGCUGUGCAGGAGAGAGGAACCAUUCCCUAUUGCAUUACUCCUCCACCGGUCACCCUCUCGUAUUGAACAUCAGACGCAUCCGAAAACAUGUUCAACGGGAGGAACCACCAGCCAAGUUGACCAAACUUGCCAUCGCCGCCGAAACAGAAGAAGACCGAUACGAGACGAUCACUAGAGUCAAGUGCUACGCAUGCGAGUUACAGGAUGUGGACAAGACAUCGGGCAAUCUGCCCAACGUGGUGGAUGGGGUUCUAAAGGCUAUGACCUUCGCCAAACAGGAGGAAGUCAAGGCUUGGGAGCAGGAAUUUACACCCUGUGAACACACACUCUGCCUUGAGCAACAACCCAGCAGACAGAUUGAGUCUCAGAACUUGGGGUCGUGUUCGAAGUGCGAUCUGAAGGAGAACCUUUGGCUCUGUUUAGAAUGCGGCAAUCUGGGAUGCGGGCGGGCGCAGUUCGGAGGCGUUGGUGGCAACUCUCAUGGCCUGGCUCAUGCAACAGAGAGCAGCCAUGCCGUCGCAGUCAAGCUCGGCUCGAUAACACCUGAGGGGAAUGCUGAUGUCUACUGCUACAAGUGCAACGAAGAAAGAAUUGACACAGAGCUGGCUAAACAUCUCGCUCACUGGGGCAUCAACAUUGCCGAACGGGAGAAGACCGAGAAGAGUUUGAUGGAGAUGCAAGUGGAACAGAACCUGAAAUGGGACUUCUCUAUGACGACCGAGGAUGGCAAGGAGCUGACUCCCAUCUUCGGUCCGGGCUUUACGGGAUUGAAGAACAUUGGGAACAGUUGUUAUCUGGCCAGUACUGUUCAGUGUUUAUUCUCCCUUCCAGAGUUCCAACAGCGAUACUAUCGUCCGGAUGAAGCCCCUCCAAAAGCCAACAUUCCUGCCGAGGACAUUGAGACGCAACUGCGCAAGCUUGCUGACGGGAUUCUGUCCGGUCGGUAUUCAUAUCCAGAUAGCAAUGUUCACGCUACUCCUGAUAAUCCAGAGGUGCCCCAUCAGAAGGGCCUCUCUCCUGCUAUGUUCAAACAUCUAAUCGGCCGAGGACAUGAGGAGUUCUCGACCAUGAGGCAACAGGAUGCCUUUGAAUUCCUCUUACACCUGUGCAAACUCAUCAGUGUCUCAAACAAUGCCAGUCCUGCCGACGACCCGGUCCAGUCAUUUCGGUUCGCUCUUGAACAGCGUCUUCAGUGCUUAAGCUGUAAACGUGUUCGCUACCGAACUGAUGAACAAGACAAUAUCUCGAUCCCAGUUCCAGUUCGGCGGAAGCAUCUGUCCAAUGGCGUUCGGCCAGACGCGGAUGCUGCCAAAGGAUCUGAAUUUGAACCAAUCUCACUGAAAGAAUGCCUCGAUAUAUUCACGGCACCUUCCACGGUCGAACUAACCUGUCCGGCCUGUGGGUCCAAAGAUGGAUUCUCGAAAUCAUCCAAGUUCAAGACAUUCCCCAAAAAUCUAGCCAUCAAUCCGCUCCGAUUUGAGAUCAUCAAUUGGGUACCCACGAAACUCGACAUUCCCCUGGAAGUACCUGAUGACAUCUUCGAAAUGAGCAGUUACAAAUCACAUGGAUUACAACCGGACGAGGAGGAACUGCCUGAGGAUGCAGAUGUUGCAGGUUCGGGAUCCGCUCCUGGAGCAUUCGUACCCAAUGAGGCAGCCCUUGGCCAGCUGGAGUCGAUGGGCUUCCCACGUACACGAUGCGAAAAGGCACUCCACGCCACUGGCAAUGCGGAUGCUGAAGCAGCCAUGAAUUGGCUGUUCGCACAUAUGGAUGAUCCCGAUAUCGAUGAGCCCUUGAACCUUGGUGGCGGCAACAGCGGCUCUGGCAGUUCCGGGGACGACGCUGACAAGAUUGCCCAACUGGGAGACAUGGGUAUCAGCGCACCACAAGCUCGCAAGGCGUUGCGUGAGUGCAAUGGCGACGUUAACAGAGCUCUAGACUGGGUAUUCAGCCACCCGGACGAUCAAGGGGAUUUUGGGGAGGAGCCCACUUCGGCACCGGCCGCACCAAAAUCGCUUCCUGGCAGUGAGCAACUACCUGCAAAUUUUGAGCUCCAAAGCAUCGUGUGUCACAAGGGAGCCAGUAUCCAUGCUGGACAUUAUGUCGCCUUCAUCCGGAAGCCGAUUCCUGGCGAAGGCAAGGAGAAACAAUGGGUAUUAUUCAAUGACGAGAAAGUGGUCAAGGCGGUUGACAUCGACGAGAUGAAGAAAUUCGCAUACAUCUAUUUCUUCCGCAUGGUAUGA